Messenger RNA from Pelobates fuscus (common spadefoot toad), 5432 nucleotides. It is a transcript of the gene MCM9, whose product is annotated as minichromosome maintenance 9 homologous recombination repair factor. Gene Ontology annotation, biological process: double-strand break repair via homologous recombination. The transcript is spliced from 13 exons. Bases 107 to 3559 code for a protein of 1150 amino acids. NCBI's taxonomy places the organism in Eukaryota, Metazoa, Chordata, Amphibia, Anura, Pelobatidae. The record is from RefSeq and is a predicted model, not a curated record. Gene Ontology annotation, molecular function: ATP hydrolysis activity; single-stranded DNA helicase activity; ATP binding. Gene Ontology annotation, cellular component: nucleus; MCM complex.
UCGUGCGCAGUGCAGCUCCCCGCCUGGGAUCCAGCUGCAGGUAGGCAAUGUGACAGAGGAGCAUUGGGGACCAGUGACACUGUGCGGAGGUUCCUGAAAGCGAACCAUGUAUCUCAACUCAGAACAAGUAAACCUGGUGGGUCAGGUGUUUGAAUCAUAUGUGCAGGAGCAUCAUCAGAAACAACUUGAACAGAUACUAGCAGAAAAUGACAAGGAUGCACAUUACUCCCUGAUUGUGAAUGCCAUGACCCUUUUUGAAGCCAAUAUGGAAAUCGGAGAGUAUUUUAAUGCUUUUCCCAAUGAAGUUCUUCUUGUUUUCGACAAUGCUCUGCGCAGAGCAGCCAUGAGCUUCCUACAGUCCUCUUCACAACAAGGGAAAUUUACCAUUAAGCAGAAUUUACAUGCUCGGAUAACUGGUUUACCUGUUUGCCCAGAGUUAACAAGAGAGCACAUCCCUAGGACCAAAGACGUGGGGCAUUUCCUUUCUGUUACGGGCACAGUGAUUCGAACAAGUCUGGCGAAAGUUCUAGAGUAUGAGCAGGACUUUAUGUGUAACAAAUGUAAACAUGUUAUUACAGUCAAAGCUGACUUUGAACAAUAUUACACAUUUUCACCCCCUGCUGCGUGCACAAAUGAAGAAGAAGGCUGCAACUCUUGUAAAUUCACCUGCCUCUCAGAUAUAUCCUCCCCAGCCAGCUGCAGAGACUACCAGGAGAUCAAAAUUCAGGAACAGGUUCAGAGAUUGUCAGUUGGGAGCAUCCCCCGAUCAAUGACUGUGGUUUUGGAAGAUGACCUGGUAGACAGCUGUAAGUCCGGUGAUGAUGUAACAGUGUAUGGCGUGGUUAUGCAGCGAUGGAAACCUCUUGUUGUGGAUUCAAGAUGUGAUUUGGAAAUAGUCCUGAAGGCCAAUUAUAUUGCAGUUAAUAAUGAGCAACCUUGUGGUGUGGUCAUAAAUGAAGAGGUCCGCAAGGAGUAUGAUGAGUUCUGGGAGACAUUUAAAAAUAAUCCUUUAGCAGGAAGAAAUGAGAUUUUGGCUAGUCUGUGCCCUCAAGUUUUUGGCAUGUUUGUGGUGAAGCUAGCUGUGAGCAUGGUAUUGGCUGGUGGUGUACAGAGGAUUGAUCCGGCAGGCACCAAAGUAAGAGGAGAAUCUCAUCUUUUACUAGUGGGAGAUCCUGGUACGGGAAAAUCUCAGUUUCUGAAGUAUGCGGUUAAGAUCACUCCAAGAUCAGUGCUUACUGCAGGCAUUGGAUCCACCAGUGCAGGUCUGACAGUAACUGCAGUAAGAGACUCUGGAGAGUGGAAUUUAGAGGCUGGGGCUCUUGUGCUGGCAGACGGAGGCUUGUGCUGCAUCGACGAGUUCAACAGCAUCAAAGAGCAUGACAGGACAAGUAUCCAUGAAGCCAUGGAGCAACAAACGAUCAGUGUGGCCAAGGCUGGACUGGUAUGUAAACUUAAUACAAGGACUACAAUCUUAGCUGCCACCAACCCCAAAGGACAGUAUGACCCAGAGGAAUCUAUAGCUGUUAAUGUGGCUCUUGCUAGUCCUCUCCUUAGUAGAUUUGAUUUAGUUCUGGUAUUAUUGGACACUAAAAAUGAAGACUGGGACCACAUUAUUUCUUCCUUUAUUCUGGAAAACAAAGGCUGCUCUCGCAAAUCUGAUAAGCUCUGGAGCAUGGAAAAAAUGAAAACGUAUUUCUGUCUUAUAAAGAGUCUGCAACCCAAGAUGUCUGAUGGUGCCAAUGCAAUCCUAGUGCGUUAUUACCAGCUGCAAAGACAAAGUGACUCACGGAAUGCUGCAAGGACCACCAUCCGUCUCCUAGAGAGUUUGAUACGUCUUGCAGAAGCUCAUGCUCGAUUGAUGUACAGGGAUAUUGUGACUGUGGAAGAUGCCAUAACGGUUGUAUCAGUCAUGGAGUCCUCGAUGCAGGGUGGAGCAUUACUUGGAGGGGUUAAUGCUCUGCACACAUCAUUUCCAGACAACCCACGUGAGCAAUAUCAGAUUCAGUGUGAACUUCUCUUGGAAAGACUUGGUCUUCAAAACUUGUUAAGUGAAGAGCUACAAAGGCUGAUUAGGCAGGAAAAUGAAGAUUCUUGUGAGUGUCAACCUUCAGAGACUGCGGGCAACUCCUUUGAUGAUAAAGGAUCACACAAUGAUGCACAACCUGGAACGUCAGGACACAACUCUACCUCAGACAUAACAAGCCAGGCAAUCCCUAGAGAAUGUUCAGUUUUUCAAACUCCUGGGAAGCCUGCAAGCAGUGAGCAAACAUUCAGGAAUGAUGCAAGACCCUUACUUAAGCAAGUCACACAAAAUAAAAAUAGGACAGAAGCUUCUUGUAAGCCUCGCAGUGUACAGGCAUCAAUUAUUAGUCCUUCAGAUGAGAAUAUGAAACAAUACAAGGAUAAUAGUUUAGGAUGGUUUGAUACCCUUCAGGAUGAGCAACAGAGCAUUCUAGUAUCACCUAUUGCUAAAGUUGCAGAAGACCACACUGCUGUAAAACCUCAUGCCCUUGUCCAGCCUGAACUGACAGGGAUCAAGCAUAGAACUCUCCUUUUAGAAGUGGCUGGUAAAUGUGGAACUGAAAAACUAGAACGUGUACCAACUGGAGAAAGAUCAUGUGGAGAAACUGCUCACACUUUGCCAGAUGAAUUAGUGACAGAGUUUGUUUCUAAGAAGUGGAAAAAACGUAAUACAGAUUUACUCACUAAGGAAAAUACAACUCCUUUAAAAGACACCACUAGUCGUCCAGAGGAAAUAUGUUCUUCAACCUCUGGCCCAAUGCACAGUACUCCUGCUACUUCCAGGAGAAGAAAGAAAAAUCUUUGUGAAAAAGAACAGAAAGAAGACUGUACAGAUGUGGUGGACUCUGAAUCGAUCGCUCGAAUUGCUCAGUUAGCCAAGUUUUCAUUUAAACAAAGGUCAAAACUCGUGCUUUCUCCUGAGGUAGAAUGUGAACCAAGCAAUGUUUUAAUGCUCAUAAAUAAAGACAAAAUAAAUAAAGAUGUAAACAGAUCCUUGGGCAUGGAAAAUGUUCGGCCUCAGCAAAAAGAUAUUCCUGCAUCUAAGCUCCGAAUGUUAUGUGAAAAUCCGGGCAAUGAGUUUAACAAAAGUACUGCUCUAAAUGGCACCAUGAAAAGUCCAUUAACAGAGAUUGUAUCAGCCACCACCAGGCCAACAUUACCACCCCUUAAAAAUACAUCUUUUAGUGACAUAAUAUCACCUUCUGAGAGUAAGUUUGAGGAGAGGAAGCAGAAUGAUGGCUCCGACUGCAGAAAGGUCUCCUCUAGUACUCUUGCGAAGUUGGCAAAAUUUUCCUUUUCCCCACCACUUGACAAUAAUACUACAGCGCACCCCAGUGUUGCCAGUAACAGAGAAGCUCAAGUGUUGCCUUGUAUGACAGGUCCUGCUCACAAGAGGAAAUGUUUUGAGCUAGAGCCUCUGACUAGCAAAACUCUAGUAACAAGCAAGUCUCUCUUUACUUCUACAGACCUGGAUGAUGAAACAUUAGACUUUGAUUGGGAAUUUGAAAUAAAAGGAAAUAAAACUCUUCAACCUUGACCGCAAUAACUAUAUCCAGUUGCUUUACUUACAGAUGCAGAUGUAGAGAACUGAACAAUGAAAAAGGCAUAAAAAAGGGGCCAAACAUUAUUGAAUAUAAUACUUUGUCACAAACACACAGAUCUUUUUCCUGGGCAAAAUGCUCUGCAUAUUGGCAUAAGUAGCACGCUACAUAAACGUGUGUAAUUUUUACACUGUCUAUUUGCAGAACAUAGUUUUGCAUUGACAGACACAAAUCCUUUCACUGGGUAAUAUGCCCGUUAUAUUGACACAUACACAUGUUUAUUCAGUAAAGUGAGAAUUAAAAGUGAAGUUCAAAUUUAAGGUCAAAGUAGCCGAAAUGGAAAAAAAGUUGGUUAUGCUUUCAGUUCGGUUAGUCUGGCCUUUGAUUUGAAAUUCACUUUCAGUUCACUUUGAAUUCUCACUUCAGUAAAUAACCCUAAGAGCUCCUUACAUAAAAGCAAGCUGUGUCAGUAUGCAGAGCAUAUUUACAGAACAUUGUUCUGCAGUGACAGACACUGCUCCUUUUACUGGGUAAAAAUGCUCUGCACGUUGAGCUCACAAGCCCCCAGACAACAUUAGACUGGCACUGCUUGUGUGCAAAAUAUCUUGGUUUACUGAUAGUUGCGGGAACUUCCUUAGCAAGUUCCUGCUGCUUUGGUGAGACCGACUAGUCAGUCUAUCAUGAUCGACUAAACAGCCACCCCAGAUCUAAACUAUUGCACAACACAGGCUGCAAUAACUUGUGUCCAUUGUACAGCAGGUGGCAGUGCUGGCUUUGUCCAGUUCUCUUCAGUUUUCUGCUGUCUGAGUGGCUUCCCAUACAGUUCACCAGACCUUACUAUACAUAGAUGUAUGUAUAUGAGUGUACAUAUAGAAUGUUUGAUGCUCAUUAGAUAAUUCAUGACUGGUAUUCAUAAGUGAAUAAGUACCAGGCUAGGCCAAAUGAGCCAAGGGUGACCGAAUUGGAGAAUAAUUUGUUUUUAUAUACCGUGGCUUAAUAAGGCGAACAAAAGUUAUAUUUAAACUAGGAUGGUGUUACCAGGUCGUACACAUCAGACUUUACCAUGUCUUGCUCUACUGACUGGGAUCUUUAUUUGAUUGACCAUGUCAUUUUUUAUAAAAUUCAUGUCGUGCACUGCAAAUAAUUGCCAUCUUAUUUAAAUACAAAUCGAGCUACAUGCAUUAUACAACAAAAUUUGAGCAAAGGCAAAUGUAUGCAAGGAGAAGUUCUAGAUUAUGAUAAAACCAUAUUCUCAAAUAUUUAAUUUGUGCUGCUGUAUGCAAAUUUAACGAUUUAUAUGUAUCCAUGCACUGUACUGUACUUCAAUAAAAAGUGAGGUAUUUUUUAUUUGUAUAAAUAUGUAUGAUAUUUUAGUACAUGGAAAUUCUGCUAUAUAUUAUGGUUUGUGUGUAAGGUUAAUAGGCUGUAUUAUGCAUGGAGAGUUGCAGGGUGUUACUUUGGAGAUUGGGAACUAUUUGCAGUGUAUAUGAGAGUGAGCUCAGAAUACACAAGAGAUACAUGCCAAGCGGGUGUUGGCAAAGAGCCUUCUUAACCUUUUCUCGCAGCUUUGACCUGUGUGGAAAAAACUUACCACUGUGAAACUGAUAUCAUGCUGCUUGCUAGAGUCUAAAAUGCAACUUCAACAGCCAGAGCCAAUCUCCCAGUAAUGGGUUUUAAGUCAAAUCAGCAUCUGGAAUGUUAUCUAUUAGAAUCCAACACAUUCUUUAAAUGAGCAUUUAUAGCAAAAUGGGCUCUUUCAAGUGAGAUUGAACUUUAAAUUGUUUUUCCAAAUAUCACGAAAUCUAAAACAACAUUUAUAUGUAUGAUUGGUUUUGUAAAUGCUUAGCAAAAGGUAGUAGGCACUUUUUU